This is a messenger RNA of Colletotrichum spaethianum, 1191 nucleotides long. RefSeq lists its product as uncharacterized. The transcript has 3 exons. Bases 1 to 1191 code for a protein of 396 amino acids. The record is from RefSeq and is a predicted model, not a curated record. NCBI's taxonomy places the organism in Eukaryota, Fungi, Ascomycota, Sordariomycetes, Glomerellales, Glomerellaceae.
AUGUCGUGGCCCAAUGAUCAACACUCUCGGAGACGCGGCGUAUGGAGCCAUUGGGUGCCGCUUGCAGUCACUGUGACUGUUGCGACAGUCGGUCUGGCAGCUUGGGUUUGGAGUCAGCGCAAAGAUGAGGACGAAACUCCCGAGAGCGAACAGUACCCCGACCUCGACUACGACAAUGCCGACUAUGGCGACAAUCCCGCAUACGGCACUGCCCGGGGACCGAAGCCCCCCCGAGCAAUGUGGGGACCGAAACAUAUGGCACCGCCGACGGAUCUCGAGACCCAGCGGCAGUUCUUUGAGUCCGCUGGAAAGACCGUCACCGCAGGCGUCGCUGCGGCUGGCGCUGUUGCCGGCCGUGCCCUUGCAGCUAUCCGCGAGGAGGACAAGAACGCGUACGCCGACCAUGAGACCUGGUCUGAGGAGGCAGACGCCAGAAAGGAACGAACAUCCGGGCCUAGGGACCCGAGCAAACGGCGGAGGACAGUCGCUGUUGUCGUGUCUGCCGAUAGCCAUGCAGAUGAUUUUGACGAGGAUGGGUUCCAUGAACAUGCUCCGUCGUCCCACGCAUAUCUGACCAUUGUGCAGUCCAUCUUGUCGCAUAUCCCGCGCUACAAUGAUUUUAACAACAUUAAACUCUUCGUGUUGAUCUAUGCGCCGGGUCUUAAGGAGACUACUGGUGAAUCUACGAGUAACCUUCCGCCACCUUCGUUGAGCUCGUCGUUCUCUAACAUUGAGCACCACCAAGCCCAGACGCCUGGCGAGGAGUCGUCAAAGAGUCCGUUGAUGCACGCUUCAUCUAACAACCCUGCAUUCAACGCCGUUUACUCCCAGGCACUGGCUUUGGUUGAGAAGGAGACUAUGGUCAUGCCCUUCACCACGCCCAACGGCCACAACCACAUCCUCCGUCAUUUGCAACCUGAGAUUAUCUAUCUUCAGGAGAGUCUGGCGGGUGAGAACGGCAGUGUAGUCUCCAACCUGCAGACUUGGCUGCGUCACGACAUCAUCCUGGUUGUCGGCGCAGAAAGUGGCCAUGGUGGCCUCGCUGACAGCGAGUCGGAAGCCGAGAGGCCCGACAAGGAAGAGAAGUGGUGGCAGCGAACGGACCGUGUUGGGCGGGGCAGGGGCGUGGUUGUUGUUGACGGCAUGAGGGUCCACGACGACUGGGCCCGCCGUGUCCAGGGCAAGGAGUAA